AGCCUGCUCAUACCUCAGGUGCAGUGCAGUGCCUGUCGCUCCUCACUACUGUGGGCUGUUACUUAGUACCGUGGUUAUUCAUCGCUGGUUCCGCUCUGGACGUCACUUCUCCGACUUUGUUCAAAGGCACCUUGGUGACACUCGAUGCUGCCCAGCAACAACCAUCACCACCGCUUCCUCUCUUAAACCUCUCCUCCCUCUCCCUCCUCUUCUUCGAGCCAUCGACUAUCUGGUCGUGGCCACCUCUCGCUCUCUUCGAUCCCGACGCUACAUCCAUCUCCAUCUUGCAUGCUUCACUCCAGGUCCCUGGCUAGCAGCAACGCCACCAACAGCACAACCACCGCCUCCAACAUCAUUCUACUCUCAGGUCAACCACCGUGCCACUCUUGUCCAGGCUUCUUUUUGAGUGGAAACAUCGGCGUUGGCACCAGUUGAUCCUUGCGUGACUUCCUGUCUCCUCGACCUCGAAGCCAUUAACGGGCACGGACCUGUCAGAACAGAACCUUGCACUUGCAGUCGGCACUUCUCACUCUCUCAACAUCCGACCGCCGACUUGCCCUCCACGCCAUUGUGGAACAAGACCGUCUGGGAUACACCGCAACUCAUUCACUCUUAAGUUCCCGCGUCCCACGACCAUCUUCUUCGGGAAUCGACUUGUGGCAAGUCUGGGAUACCACUUUCGUGGACAGAGGCUGCAACGGUCUAUACCAUGACCAUGAUCGAGGCUUCAUCACCACUUGCUGCCAUGCAGCCGCCGUCGUUCUUGGGUCAUUGUGGUGGCUUCAGAGUCGAUGCUCCUCCAUCAUAUGCUGCCUUUACUGGCCAGUCCUAUGGAUCUAAUACCUUCAACUUCAGGGACUUGUCGAUGAAGAGAUCCGUACCUAAGCAUCCGGACUAUUUCAGCAUGAAACCCGUGCGAGGUUCCUCCCCAACCGCGAGUCUAGCGGCAGAUCUCUCUCAAAAUUUCCAUAUCGACCAGAGCCCGCAGUUACCUACGCCUCGAAGAGCCCUUUUCUCCCACUCCUUGGAUAAUCAUCGACUCGUCACAACACCCCCCAUCCCCUCAUCUUCGCCAGGAUGUCAAGAUAUCAUGGAUAUGGACCUCUCACCGCUGCCACACAAGGCCCCUUUCACCGCUGUCCAGUACCAAUUACAAUCACCCACUCCAGACCUCACUCCCGCAGAGGACUCUUGUUCUUCAAUGUUCUCAUCUGCUUCCAUCUCACCUGCUGAGCCUCUGCAAAUCGCCUUUCCUACCGACAAGAGAAAACUUAGUCUCCUGCGCCCGUGCCUGACUAGGGUCAAAAAUCACAGCACCAGCAGCUUACCUCAGAAGUCAGACUCUGAGUCUCAGCUCCCUCCUUUCAGAUUUGGAAAUUACUCAUCCAAACCUGCAACAUCCUCUUCUCUCUCGCUCUCGGAGAUUUUCGCCGACUCUCCUACACAGGAAAAGCGAUCACCGCGCCUCACACUCGCUGGACUUAACAUUCCACGCAGUCGAGCAAACCUUGCCUUCUCGAAUUCUUCAUCUCGCAACGCGUCUCCGAUGGGCGGCCAUUUGAGAAAGAACUCAAACCCACUCAUGAGACCGCGGAAACAGUUUCGGCGGUCUUUGAGCAUGUUCGAGCAUCCAGAGGACGUUAUGAGACAGGAGAAGGAGCGGAUGAGCCCACCUCCAUCAUUACUACCAUCUAUCAUGGAUGUUGAGACCCCGUAUGUCCCUCAGCUGCCCCAUUUCCAGCCAGAUGGAGAGGCCGGUGCUCUUCCCCGGAUCACAAAAGAGACCAUGGUGAAUAUCCUCGAUGGCAAUUAUAAUUCGCUGUACGAAAAGCUUGUUAUUGUUGACUGUCGAUUCGAGUACGAGUACGAAGGCGGCCACAUCGAAGGUGCUGUAAACUUCAACGACAAGGAGCAACUGUCAUCGCAACUGUUUGAUGUGGAGCCAACCUCUAAAGCUCUUCUGAUCUUUCACUGCGAGUACUCGGCCCACCGGGCACCUCUCAUGGCAAAGUUCAUACGAAACAAAGACCGCACCGUCAAUGCCGACCGAUACCCUGCUCUCACCUACCCAGAAGCGUAUAUCCUCGACGGUGGAUACAGUACGUUUUUCAAAGAUCACCAGGAUCGAUGUUACCCCCAAAAUUACGUCGAGAUGGACGCCAAAGAACACGUUCUGGACUGUGAACGCGGCCUGGGAAAGGUCAAACAGCGGUCCAAACUGGUUCGAGCUCAAACUUUUGCAUUUGGUCAACACUCGCCGUCGAUUGACUCUAGUCCUACUGCCAUGGGUCGGAGUAGAAUCGACAGUGACAUGGAUCUUGACAUGGGUCUUGAGUACACUCCAGUCCCUGCCUUGCGUUCGGGCGUUGAUCUUCUUCGAGGACGCAACCACCGAAUGCUUUCAUAUUAGCGACUUUCAAUUUUCUUCUUUUUCAAAGCUUUGCAUUUAGCCUGGCGUCCCGGAGCGAAAAUGCAUUCUUCAGAUUUCUUGGGGGACCCGGAUUGAAUCCAUAUUUCGGAGAGUGAGUGUAGUUUAGGGCCCAGGGCUCUUUUAUGGCUUUUGGCAGCAUCAAAUGCUUCGCCACAGCGUUGGCGUGGCACUUGGCGAUGCUCUUUCUUCGAACUUGUGCAUCACAGGUUCACCUUCUAGCUCCUAGAACUUGUCCGCAUUGGAGGCUCUACCCGACGUCUUGGAGUCGACGACCUCAAUGCUAUGACCUGGACCUGAAAAUAUGGUCAGAAAUAUGACAUCUUGUCCUCCAAUUACAAUCUUUAUCAUGCCUGAUACAGCAACGCGCAACCCAUCUCAAGCGGGGAGUGUUUGCAACUAAGUCAAAAGUGCAUCU
Messenger RNA from Exophiala mesophila, 2846 nucleotides. RefSeq lists its product as uncharacterized. Gene Ontology annotation, biological process: G2/M transition of mitotic cell cycle; protein dephosphorylation; positive regulation of G2/M transition of mitotic cell cycle. Gene Ontology annotation, molecular function: protein tyrosine phosphatase activity. The transcript has 3 exons. The record is from RefSeq and is a predicted model, not a curated record. Gene Ontology annotation, cellular component: cytoplasm; nucleus. Lineage: Eukaryota; Fungi; Ascomycota; Eurotiomycetes; Chaetothyriales; Herpotrichiellaceae. Bases 710 to 2410 code for a protein of 566 amino acids.